This is a messenger RNA of Penicillium arizonense, 1557 nucleotides long. RefSeq names its product UTP glucose-1-phosphate uridylyltransferase (gene ugp1). Gene Ontology annotation, biological process: glycogen metabolic process; UDP-alpha-D-glucose metabolic process. Gene Ontology annotation, molecular function: UTP:glucose-1-phosphate uridylyltransferase activity. The record is from RefSeq and is a predicted model, not a curated record. The transcript is spliced from 2 exons. Gene Ontology annotation, cellular component: cytoplasm. Lineage: Eukaryota; Fungi; Ascomycota; Eurotiomycetes; Eurotiales; Aspergillaceae. The coding region runs from base 1 to 1557 and encodes 518 amino acids.
AUGGCCUCCAAGGCGAUUCCUACUCAUCUCCGCGCCCCUGUCGACGGUAACGACUUUGGUGGAAAGCACCACGGCAAGUCUCAGUCGCACAUGGCUUUCGAAAAUGCCUCCACUAGCGUUGCUGCGUCACAGAUGCGUAAUGCCCUCAAUGCCCUGGGCGACAGCGUGACCGACCCCAACGAGAAGAAGCGCUUCGAGGCUGAGAUGGACAACUUCUUCGCUCUCUUCCGCCGUUUCCUCAAUGACAAGGCCAAGGGUAACGCCGUCAACUGGGACAAGAUUGCCCCUCCCCAGCCUUCCCAGGUGGUCGCCUACGAUGACCUCGGUGCUGAUGCCAACGUUGAGUUCCUCAACAAGCUGGCUGUUGUCAAGCUGAACGGUGGCCUCGGUACCUCCAUGGGUUGCGUCGGUCCCAAGUCCGUCAUUGAGGUCCGUGAGGGCAUGUCCUUCCUCGACCUGUCUGUCCGCCAGAUCGAGCACCUCAACCGCACCUUCAACGUCAACGUUCCUUUCGUUCUCAUGAACUCCUUCAACACCGACCAGGACACCCAGUCCAUCAUCAAGAAGUACGAGGGCCACAACGUCGACAUCAUCACCUUCAACCAGUCCCGCUACCCCCGUAUCAUCAAGGACUCCCUCCUCCCCGCCCCCAAGAGCUUCGACGCCCCCCUCCAGGACUGGUACCCUCCCGGUCACGGUGACGUUUUCGAGUCCCUGUACAACUCCGGUACCCUCGACCAGCUGAUCGAGCGUGGCAUCGAGUACAUCUUCCUCUCCAACGCUGACAACCUCGGCGCUGUUGUGGAUCUCCGCAUCCUCCAGCACAUGGUUGACUCCCAGGCCGAGUACGUCAUGGAGUUGACUGACAAGACCAAGGCCGAUGUCAAGGGUGGUACCAUCAUUGACUCCGAUGGCAAGGUCCGCCUGCUUGAGAUCGCUCAGGUUCCCAAGGAGCACGUCAACGAGUUCAAGUCCAUCAAGAAGUUCAAGUACUUCAACACCAACAACAUCUGGAUGAACGUCAAGGCCAUCAAGCGUGUUGUUGAGGAGAACGAGCUCGAGAUGGAGAUCAUUGCCAACGAGAAGUCCAUCCCUGCUGAUAAGAAGGGCGAGGCGGACCAGGCCAUCUACCAGCUCGAGACCGCUGUCGGUGCUGCCAUUCGUCACUUCAAGAACGCCCACGGUGUCAACGUUCCCCGUCGUCGUUUCCUGCCCGUCAAGACCUGCUCCGAUCUGAUGGUCGUCAAAUCUGACCUCUACCGUCUCGAGCACGGCCAGCUCGUCAUGGACCCCAACCGCUUUGGUGGUGUCCCCGUCAUUAAGCUGGGCUCUGACUUCAAGAAGGUCUCUGACUUCCAGAAGCGCAUUGCCAGCAUUCCCCGCAUCGUCGAGCUGGACCACCUCACUGUUACCGGUCCUGUAAACCUCGGCCGCAAUGUCACCCUGAAGGGCACCGUCAUCAUUGUUGCCACGGAGGGCAGCACCAUUGACAUUCCCCCAGGAUCCGUUCUGGAGAACUGCGUUGUCCAGGGUAGCCUGAGAAUCCUUGAGCACUAG